GUCGCGGAGUUUUGCACCGGUCACAGUCUCACGCCGCCGACCGAUUUCACUCUCCCACCCACCCACCCACGGACCCCUUUGGCAAAAACACAAAUGUCUUCCCUGCCCGAACCCGGCACCGAACCCGGGUCGGGCCGUCCCGACGUCCUCGUCCACCGCUUCCGAUCCUUCGAUCUCCCCUUCCACGCCUCCCUCAACGACCACUUCACCAUCCUCGACCCGUGGACGGACUCGCCGCCGGACGAGCCCGCCCACGCCUUCCUCGCCCGCCGCGCCGGCCGCGCCCGCGCCCUCGUCUGCGUGGGCCCCACCACCCUCCCCGCCGACACCCUCCGCCUCCUCCCCUCCCUCCGGGUCGUCAUCGGCACCAGCGCCGGCGUCGACCACAUCGACCUCCGCGAGUGCCGCCGGCGCGGCAUCGCCGUCACCAACGCCGGCGCCGCCUUCGCCGAGGACGUCGCCGACUAUGCCGUCGCGCUCCUGCUCGACGUCCUCAGGCGGAUAUCGGCGGCCGACCGGUACCUCAAGGAGGGCUUGUGGUUGAAGAGUGGAAAUUACCCGCUUGGAUCCAAGUUAGGAGGAAAGCGAGUGGGAAUUGUGGGACUGGGAAACAUCGGUUCCCAAGUCGCCAAAAGGCUACAGCCCUUCGGCUGCGACAUUGCCUACAACUCGAGAAGCAAGAAGCCAUCAUUUCCGUUUCCUUACCACGCAACCGUCCACGAUCUCGCCGCCAAUUCUGAUGUCCUCGUCUUGUGCUGUGCGCUAACAGAAGAAACCCACCACGUGAUCAACAGAGAGGUCAUGACCGUUCUGGGAGAUCGAGGGGUCAUAAUCAACGUGGGGCGAGGCAGUCUCAUUGACGAGAAUGAGCUCGUGCAGUUUCUGGUGCGAGGAGAGCUCGGCGGUGCGGGCCUCGACGUGUUUGAAGACGAACCGAACGUGCCGAAAGAGCUGUUCGGUCUGGACAGCGUGGUGUUAUCUCCGCACCGCGCUGUCAUCACUCCGGAGUCGUUCGAGGCAAUGCGGGAGCUCACCGUAUCGAACCUGAAGGCUUUCUUCGUGAACGAGCCCUUGUCAUGCCUCGUCAGGCUCGAGUAACAAGGAGGCGGCAGCCCAUUCUCAUGGGUGAAGAGAUGUUUGAUUCAUAGGUUCCACAGUCUCUCAUUUGUACUGCUUUUAGGGGGGGAAAAGAAUAAAGCAGCAUGAGCUGUAUCAACGUUUUGUUGAACAGCAACAUCUCUCAGAUGAUUCUUGGGAAUGUUUGGAGGGGGGAAAAUUGCUUCCUGGCCCUCGUACUUUUGGGUCAAUCCCCCUCUAUCUGAUUAGUGUCAGAAUCCUAUCUCAAUCAGCCCCCACAGUUGUAAAAUUAUCUCAAUCUGGUCCCUUUGAACCAACGGCUGUUUAAAAUUAUUGAGGUUUGCCUCA
Syzygium oleosum is the source of this 1425-nucleotide messenger RNA. Its product is annotated as glyoxylate/hydroxypyruvate reductase HPR3-like. The transcript is spliced from 2 exons. Lineage: Eukaryota; Viridiplantae; Streptophyta; Magnoliopsida; Myrtales; Myrtaceae. The record is from RefSeq and is a predicted model, not a curated record. The coding region runs from base 94 to 1098 and encodes 334 amino acids. Gene Ontology annotation, molecular function: hydroxypyruvate reductase [NAD(P)H] activity; glyoxylate reductase (NADPH) activity; NAD binding. Gene Ontology annotation, cellular component: cytosol.